UGGCCUAUGACGUAGUAAUUAUGCGCCGAUUUGUACAGUCGUUGAAGAGAUCUCUAUUAGCUACAUGGUUAAUACAAAAUACUAAGUCACAAUGGUGAUGAAGUCAGCAGUUGACGAUGAUGAUGCUGGCUGGGGGCUAGGCAUCCCAGAAAAGAUGAAGAACAAUGCCAACUGGAUUGAUAUUACACAUGAAUUCAAGGGCGCAUGCAAAGAGUUGAACCUUGGAGAGUUGCUUCAUGACAAACUGUUUGGCCUAUUUGAGGCCAUGUCGGCCAUAGAGAUGAUGGAUCCUAAGAUGGACGCAGGAAUGAUUGGAAACCAGGUCAACAGGAAAGUGCUCAACUUUGAACAAGCUAUCAAGGAAGGGGCCAUUAAGGUGAAAGACCUUAGUCUUCCUGAGCUGAUUGGGAUCAUAGACACAUCUUUCUGCUGUUUGAUCACGUGGCUGGAGGGCCACUCCCUGGCGCAGACUGUGUUCACCUGUCUGUACGUCCAUAACCCGGACCUGAUUGAAGAGCCAGCCCUCAAAGCCUUUGCCCUGGGCAUCCUGAAGGUGUGUGACAUCGCCCGGGAGAAAGUGAACAAGGCUGCUGUGUUCGAGGAGGAGGAUUUCCAGGCCAUGACCUAUGGCUUCAAGAUGGCCAACAAUGUCUCAGACCUGCGAGUGACAGGUAUGCUGAAAGACGUGGAGGAUGAGUUACAGAGGAAGGUUAAGAGCACGCGCAGUCGACAGGGUGAGCAGCGAAACCCAGAGGUUGAGCUGGAGCAUCAGCAGUUCUUGGCACUUUUCAAUAGAAUCAAGUUCACACGCCUUCUCCUGACUGCACUGAUCACCUUUACCAAGAAAGAGACCAGCUCGGUGGGCGAAGCCCAGAAGCUCGUGGCCCAGGCUGCUGAUCUCUUGUCAGCCAUGCAUUCCAGUAUUCAGCACGGCAUCCAGUCACAGAAUGACACCACUAAAGGAGACCAUCCCAUCAUGAUGGGCUUUGAGCCGCUGGUAAACCAGAGACUGCUGCCACCUACCUUUCCUCGCUACGCCAAGAUCAUCAAGAGGGAGGACAUGGUGGCUUACUUCGGCAAACUCAUAGAACGCAUCAAGACUGUCUGUGACGUCAUCAACACCACCAACCUGCAUGGCAUACUGGACUUCUUUUGUGAGUUCAGUGAGCAGUCUCCCUGUGUGCUCUCCAGAUCUCUACUACAGACAACGUUCCUGAUAGAUAAUAAGAAAGUGUUUGGGACCCACCUGAUGCAGGACAUGAUUAAAGAUGCUCUAAGAUACUUCGUCAGCCCGCCGGUCCUCUCCUACAAGUGCUGUCUGUUCAACAACCACCAGGCCAAAGACUACAUUGACUCCUUUGUUACGCACUGCUCCAGGCCGUUCUGCAGUCUGAUCCAGAUCCACGGACACAACCGAGCUCGACAGAGAGACAAGCUGGGUCACAUUCUUGAAGAGUUUGCCACACUGCAGGACGAGGCAGAGAAGGUGGAUGCAGCGCUGCAUAGCUUGCUGAUGAAACUUGAGCCCCAGCGGCAGCAUCUGGCCUGUCUUGGCACCUGGAUCCUCUACCAUAACCUGAGGAUCAUGAUCCAAUACCUGCUGAGCGGCUUUGAACUGGAGCUGUACAGCAUGCAUGAGUACUACUACAUCUACUGGUACCUGUCCGAGUUCCUUUACGCAUGGCUGAUGUCCACUCUGAGCAGAGCCGACUCCUCCCAGAUGGCAGAAGAGCGGCUAAUGGAGGAGCAGGUGAAAGGACGCAGCAGCAAAAAAACCAAGAAGAAGAAAAAAGUUUGGGGUUCCUCUACAGUUCGCCCUCUAAGCAAGGAGAUCACCAUGAGCCAAGCAUACCAGAACAUGUGUGCCGGCAUGUACAAGACUAUGGUAGCCUUGGAUAUGGACGGGAAGGUGCGUAAGCCUCAGUUUGAGUUGGACAGCGAGCAGGUUCGCUACGAGCAUCGCUUCGCCCCCUUCAACAGCGUGGUCACCCCCCCACCUGUGCACUAUAUCCAGUUCAAGGAGAUGUCCGAUCUAAAGAAGUACAAUCCUCCGCCAGGCUCGGCUGACCUCUACAUGGCCGCCAGCAAACACUUCCAGCAGGCCAAGCUCAUCCUAGAAAAUGUGCCCAGCCCGGACCCUGAGGUGAACCGUAUACUAAAGGUGGCCAAACCCAACAUCGUAGUUAUGAAGCUCCUGGCUGGAGGCCACAAGAAGGAGACCAAGGUGCUCCCAGAGUUUGACUUCUCAGCUCACAAGUAUUUUCCUGUCGUCAAGAUUAUCUGAUUCUGCUUUGCAUCGCGGGUUGAUUGUUAUGUCAUCAUAAGGACCAUUAGCUGCAAAUACAAGUCCCUCAUCUGAACAAGUGUGCAAUGGCCCUGAUCUGGUCUGUGUUUGUACGUGUGUGCGUGAUACACCUAACUGUUAAGUUGUAUAAAGGAGUGUUUGAUACACUUGAUUCUUUUUUUCACCCGAACGAAAGAUGAAACCAGACCAGAGAACUCACACAUGGACCUAAAUGACUGACAAUAUCCACAUCUGCAUCUGUGAAAAUCUUUAUUUGUUUGUGUGUGUGUGUUUGUGUGUUUGUGUACACGAGAGUUGGACACAAGUCGAGGUGCUUUUACGCAAGUAUCUGGCCGAUGGAAAUGUUUUCUAAGCUGUUUUGUGAAGGCUUUGAAAGAAGAGCUGUAAUAAUAAUAAUAAUGAUUGUUCAAUCAUAUGAAACCUUUCUAUGUAUUGAUGUGCUUAUUUGAAUGAAAAUGUUGAGCGUGGGAGGACUGCAGUAUCUUGUUUUUACUUACGGCACCAGUUUCAUCUGCAUCCGUCCAUUGUGAAAUCUAGACGGGAUAAUCUGCAGAGAAGAACCACUAACAAUGUGAAUUAUUUUGUAAGUGCAGAGUAAAGUUUCAACACACGUAUGAGAUUCAAAAGACACAACCAACAGCAGUGGUAGAGAUACUUUCCAGGCCAGGGAACCAAUUGUCCAAUUGACCAGCAACUGUCACACAUAUAA
Messenger RNA from Anoplopoma fimbria (sablefish), 3014 nucleotides. RefSeq names its product N-alpha-acetyltransferase 35, NatC auxiliary subunit (gene naa35). The record is from RefSeq and is a predicted model, not a curated record. The transcript is spliced from 23 exons. Lineage: Eukaryota; Metazoa; Chordata; Actinopteri; Perciformes; Anoplopomatidae. Gene Ontology annotation, biological process: N-terminal peptidyl-methionine acetylation. Bases 92 to 2284 code for a protein of 730 amino acids. Gene Ontology annotation, cellular component: NatC complex.